CAUGGUCAUAGAGACAGAAUCUGAUUCAGAUACUGGUGCAUCUGAGCAAGGGUUAGAAGUCGAACAGCCCGUGGAUUUCAUCAAUGGCAGCCCCAGAGGCAAUGAUUCUGAGACAUUUCACGGUGGAAGUGAAAGUGAAUAUGAUGGACCAGUCCAACAAGGCAGACAAAAUGAGGACAUCAAUCCCCAGGAUGACGCUGAAUCUGCUGGAGAAUCAGAUGAUGGAGAAAGAAUCCUUGGUUCUGAAGAGGGGACCGACUCUGAUGUGGCCGAAGGAUCUUCUGAUGAUCAACAAAAUGGGGAUUCUGAAGAGGAAGAAAUUGAUCAACAACUCUACUCGGAUGAGGGAUCUGAUAUGGGAGAGCAUAAUCCAGAUCUUGAGGAGCAGCCUCAAAAUCUGCAAAUACCAAACGGGGAUGAAGUCAUCUCUAGCGAUGGGAGUGAUGUGACAAAGUUCGACAGCUUUCUUGCCGUCCUCGCCUUCGCCAUGAAGCAUCACAUUACUGGAGUGGCUCUUCAGGACCUCAUCGACCUCAUCAAUCUUCACUGCCCACACUCUCUCCCACAGUCCAAGUACUUGUUUAACAAUGUCUUCCAUACAUUUAAAGACACGUGCCAGUUUCACUUUUACUGCAACUGUAUGAAGUACUUGGGGAAAAGAGGGGAAUUACCAGAAAUAUGCGACAAAUGUGGGGAAGAAAUAGAUGAGGAUAACAAGGUUAAAGAAGGGAAAUUCUUCCUAGUAUUUCCUCUUGCUGACCAACUACAGUACCUGUUGGAACAUACCGAAGUUGGUGGGACCAUUAUAAACCGAGAGAUAAGGAGGACGGAUGAAACGAUAUCCGAUAUCACAGAUGGUACAAUGUACCAAGAGUUAGUCAGGGAAGGGCUCCUUUGCCACAAGGAUAAUCUUUCUCUUUCAUGGAACACUGAUGGUGUUCCCAUAUUCAGGUCGUCAAAGUCAUCAAUGUGGCCGGUCAUGUGUACGAUAAAUGAGCUGCCCAUGAGGAUGAGAAGAGAGAAUGUUAUGCUCACUGCUCUGUGGUUUGGGGAGAUCAAGCCAGACAUGUCUGUUUUCCUCAAACCAUUUGUUGAUGAGUGUAAUGUUCUCUCUUCUACAGGCCUACAGUGGACACAUGUUGGUGUGGCCAAAACAUCAAGAGUGUUUCCACUGCUGUGCACUGUAGAUUCUGUGGCUAGACCACUUCUACAAAACAUGAUCCAGUUCAAUGGGUUUUAUGGAUGUCCUUUUUGUAAGGAGAAGGGGGAACAUGCAGAAAGGGCUAUGCGGUAUCCAUACAAGGAUCCUCCUGCGGAGCAAAGGACCUGUGAGGAAACAAAAAUGCAAAGUGUCCUCGCUGCAGAGUCGGGCAUACUUGUAGAUGGGUUGAAAGGUGUUAGUGUACUGUCAUUCUUGAUGUAUUUUAACAUCAUUUCAGGUUUUGUCCCUGACUACAUGCAUGCAGUCUGUUUAGGUGUAGUGAAGAAAUUCAUGCACACAUGGCUAGACCCUGUGAACAGGAACUGCCAUUAUUACAUAGGCAAUAUGAAGCACAUAAUUAACAGGCGUAUUGUGUCACUAAAAGUCUCCAAUAAUAUCUCUCGAAUUCCGAGAACGCUGAAGGAUAUCAACUUCUGGAAAGCUUCAGAAUGGAGGACAUUUUUGUAUAUCUCCCCAGUCAUACUACUGGGUAUACUCCCUAAUAGAUUUCUAGCUCACUGGACCAUGUUGGUCUGUGCUAUAUUCCACUUAAAUUCAAGACAUAUAACCAACGACAUUUUGCGAUCAAGUGAUUUCAUGUUACGAAAGUUUGUGAUGUAUGUAGUACCUUUAUAUGGUAUAAAAGAAUCUACAUUUAACGUGCAUUUAUUAUUACACAUGUCAAACAGUGUAAAACAGUGGGGACCUUUGUGGGGCACAUCAGCAUUUCCAUUUGAAUCCUAUAAUGGUUACCUUAAAAAACUAUUCUCUGGUACAAAUUAUGUUCCACAACAAAUAUUUCAGUCUGUUUGUAGACUGCAGGAUCUGGUUAGGAACAUGCCUUACAUAACUUCACAUGGUGCUGCUACAUAUGUUUCCGGAAUGGUGGGUGGCAACAAAAUUCAUAAGAAAUUUGCAAGAUUUAGAAGUGGCAAUGCUGAUGUUGUUUGCCUUGGAAGAGCUAGACUUCUUGAUUUGAGCCAGGCAUGUAUACAUGCUGUACAAGAUUUUCUUAGAGAAGAGCUUCUUGUUGUUACAGUGGAAUGCUUUGAACGUUUUAUCAUAAACAAGAUUUUGUUUUCGACGAAGCAGUACUCACAGAAUUUUAAGCGAAAUGAUUCUGUGAUAUAAACAGAAGGUUUCCUUGGGGAAAUAGUUCACUUCAUCACCUUCCAAAACCAUGAUUGUGAUGAUGAUGAAAAUUGUGCUUGCAAUAAACAUGUAUUAGUGUUGGUUGAGCAAUUUGAUGUUACCAGAAUGCUCAGAUGUAUGGAUGGACAAGAAAUAGGAAGUACACUUGACUUUAUAAGUGAAUUUUCCAGAGGUAAUAUUGUAGCCAUGGAAUGUGAUAACAUUAUGACCAAAGGUAUUGUUCUUUCAGUUGAUGACACUGAAUAUGUUGUGACUUUACCAAAUACUGAAGAAGGUGACUAAAGGUACUCGGUUACAUUGUCAGAAGAAAAAUUGCUGAGCUAAGUUUUGUAUGAAUGGUUUGGAAGAUCAUCUUGGGGAAAAGUAUCAAGCUAUCAGUUGUCUAAAGUACCAAGGAAGGCAUACUUUUUACUUCUUUUACAUUUCCUUUUGCCAUGA
Messenger RNA from Lytechinus pictus (painted urchin), 2791 nucleotides. RefSeq lists its product as uncharacterized. The transcript is spliced from 6 exons. The record is from RefSeq and is a predicted model, not a curated record. Bases 2 to 2332 code for a protein of 776 amino acids. NCBI's taxonomy places the organism in Eukaryota, Metazoa, Echinodermata, Echinoidea, Temnopleuroida, Toxopneustidae.